CAGUCUCUCAGAUUAUAAAUUCGGACAUUAAAGGCCGCUUCUCAUUCUCCAGUACAGAUACAAAAUUUGUGGUCUCUGCGGGGAUGCCAAGUGGGCACAACACGUGGUUAACAAAUAUCUAAAUGUGACGUGCCAACAUUGCUAUAAACCAUCUCCCCCUCAAAUGGGUAGGAUCGUAUUGCAUAUACUUGUGAAUGGCAGGUUGUACCAGAGAAAUUUGAUGGAUUCGCUUGCCUUUCAUGCCUAUUCUUUAGUUUUCUACACUAAUACAAAUAAAAUAAGUCAAAAUUUGAGAGCAACGGCCCUGGGAAAUACCCAGAAAUUUGUAAACAGAGCCAAUAAUAAUAUAUUUCAAGCCAAGUCUAGUCUUGUUUGUUGUUGUUCUUCUUCUGCGAAAUAUGAAAUUCACGAGGGCCCCUCCUGUAUAUUUGUUGGACCUCUCGAAACAGCAACAGAAGAUAUGCUUGAAGCUCUCUAUCAUCAGGCACGGGACUCUUAUUACAGUGGACGGCCCAUGAUUCUUGAUGACAUGUUUGAUAAAGUGGAGCUAAAGCUCCGACGGUAUGGAUCAAAGUCAGUUAUAAAAUAUCCUCGCUGCAGCCUAAAGAGACAGUCCACAUAUGCUGAUGCUGAGGCUGAUCCUUCUCAGACUUGGGCGUUGGCUAGCAUUUGGACAUCUCUGCUUGUAAUUGGCUUAGCAACCUUAGUUGUUCUACCUGUCUGUACAGUGAGUGUAAUCUGCCAAGAUGUAGUAGAUAUGCAACUGAUUUCUCAUUCGUCUAUGCUUGCAUCAAAGUCACCCACAGCAGCAAAUGGAAUUCUUGCAAUAGUACUGAGUUCCCCAAUUGGAUAUACUUUUACUAUGACUGCUGUUAGAGCGCUGCAAGGACUCUGGAAGAAUGACUUGUUGGCACUGAAGGGUUCAUGCCCUGGCUGUGGAGAAGAGGUAUUUGCAUUUGUCAAGGCAGAUGAGUCAAUGCAACCUAGACACAAGACAGACUGCCAUGUCUGUGAACGUCCACUUGUGUUCCACGCAAAGGUGGAGAAUUCCAUGUCAAAUACUGGCAAUCGAUGGGUACAUGGACGUGUCUACCUAGUUGCACGUGUUGAGGAUUUGGGUCCUUAAGGCUCUCUAUAAAGUUAUAACUGAUUAGAGGUCCACAAGAAUAAGGACUUCCUUGGCUGCAGUUGAUUGGUUAUUCUUUUGUGAUUCAUUUUUCACUAUAUGUUCUCUAACAAACAUUGAAAUACAUUCACUAAUCUAACUCUAGUCUUCAUCUGAGAAUGAAGCUAGUUUAAUUUGGAAGGAGAUAUAGCUUUUGCCUUUUAGUUUAUGGAGUGUAUAAUAGGAUCCGUCUUGACAACACAGAUGGCAAAAAUAUGUUCUGUCACAUUCUCUCGGAGAAAAUAAGAUGAUUAACAUAAAAAACUGGUUACAUUUCAAGAAA
This is a messenger RNA of Cryptomeria japonica (Japanese cedar), 1448 nucleotides long. RefSeq names its product PGR5-like protein 1B, chloroplastic. Gene Ontology annotation, biological process: photosynthetic electron transport in photosystem I. The transcript has 7 exons. Gene Ontology annotation, molecular function: oxidoreductase activity, acting on iron-sulfur proteins as donors. Gene Ontology annotation, cellular component: chloroplast thylakoid membrane. NCBI's taxonomy places the organism in Eukaryota, Viridiplantae, Streptophyta, Pinopsida, Cupressales, Cupressaceae. The coding region runs from base 164 to 1126 and encodes 320 amino acids. The record is from RefSeq and is a predicted model, not a curated record.